This is a messenger RNA of Homarus americanus (American lobster), 7109 nucleotides long. Its product is annotated as sphingosine kinase 1-like. Lineage: Eukaryota; Metazoa; Arthropoda; Malacostraca; Decapoda; Nephropidae. The record is from RefSeq and is a predicted model, not a curated record. The transcript has 9 exons. Bases 70 to 1767 code for a protein of 565 amino acids. Gene Ontology annotation, biological process: sphingosine biosynthetic process. Gene Ontology annotation, cellular component: membrane; intracellular membrane-bounded organelle; cytoplasm.
CAGCUGUGAGCGGCAGGUCGAGAGUAAAAGUUGUGUUGUCAUUGAACAGUGAAGUGACGACUCUUUACCAUGGCGGGGGGAACCGAGAAGCCUGAAUGGCCACUACAAGGCCAAUUUAGACGAUAUAAAGUCAAAGGCAACCCAUGUGACAUCAGGAUCGAUGAAACAGGUUUUACAGUGUCAAGUAAAGGCGACGGAGCAUCAGGCGUAGUAAAACAAGAAGUGUUAAAGGCCUCGGACCUGGUGGGUUGUAUGUGUAUGAAGGCAGGACCUGCUGAGGCAAGGACACACCUUGCAUUUUUCACAAUAUUCGCUUAUCCAUUGAAUGACAAGGGGAAGAAGAGAAGGAGAGUGACGUUUUCUUUUGAAGUCGAUAAAGAAGACACCUUUGAGAAGAACUUGGAGAUCGCUGAGACUUGGAGGAGUGGUGUGUAUAGGGCCAUCAGGAUCUUUGGUACAGCUAACCCCCAAACUGACAAGAGUAAAAAGCUGUUGAUGCUUAUUAAUCCAAACUCAGGACCAGGAAAAGCUCAACAGAUAUAUAAGAAACAAGUGGCCUCAGUGUUUGGUGAAGCAGAGACUGAUCAUGAAGUUAUUAUUACAGAAAGGGCGAACCAUGCACGAGAGAUAGUCCAGUCUCUCAACCUAGCCAAGUAUUCUGGAAUUGUCAUUCUAUCUGGGGACGGCCUUCUUUUUGAGGUAUACAAUGGCCUUUUUGAGAGACCAGACUGGGAACAAGCAAUCCAGUACCCCAUCGGCAUGAUUCCAGGAGGCUCGGGGAAUGGGCUGGCAAGAUCCCUUGGACAGUGGCUCAAUGAACCCUACUUGGCUAACCCUGUCUUGGUAUCUACACUCAACGUAGUCUAUGGCCACCUGUCUCCUUUGGACUUGGCUAUUGUCCAGACGGCAGAAGGGAAAAGACUUCUUUCCUUUCUCUCAAUUGGCUUUGGACUCAUCUCUGACAUAGACAUUGAGAGCGAACGCCUGAGAAGCAUUGGAGAGGCAAGAUUUGUGGCAUGGUCUUUUAUACGGGUAGCCAAUUUGCGCAAAUAUCCAGCUAAGAUAUCUUUCAAGCGAGCACAAAGAAAAACAUCUAACCAAAUACCAAAAGUUAGACCUCCAUUGAUGCAUUCACAGACUUUUGAGGAGGAACCAGAAGUGGCAUCAGAAGCCCUGCCUGAUCAUCUGCCAAGAAGUCAGAGUGUUGUGCAAGAGGGACAACUCAGUGAAUGUACCCUUGACCUAAGUCCAUCCCUCAUUAAGGUGGAAACGCUUUACACAGAAGAUGGUUCUGGACAAGAAUGUGGAGAUGGUGGACAGCAGAAUCAUAAAAGAGGAGUCGAGAGUGAAAAUGAAAGUAAUCGAGACAAUCAUGCGUUGACAGAUGAUUGUUUAAUACCAGAUCUUAAUGAGCCUGUACCUGAGGACUGGGAGACCAUUGAAGAUAACUUCAUUAUGGUGCAUGCCACCUAUCAGUCUCAUAUAGCAACGGAUGCUUUUAUUGCCCCAGAAGCCACACCAAAUGAUGGCAUCAUGUGGAUAAUGAUGAUCAGAGGAAGCACUCCAAAAAGCAGUAUAGCCAAGCUUCUGUUGGGAUUGGAUGGAACUCACGUUAAUGUGCCCGGCAUAGAAAUGAUACCUGUAGUGGCACUGAGAAUAGUUCCUGCCUCCAGCAAUGGCUAUCUCAAUGUAGAUGGAGAAGUGAUACCCUGGGGGCCAGUCCAGGCUCACAUCCUACCCAGAAGAGGCAAUAUUAUGACACGGUAGGUCGUAAUCCAGACAUUGGACUAAUUUAACAUUAGUGUGUCUUGGAACUUCUCUGGAAAAAGUUAAUUUAAAGUUAAUGAAAAGUCAUAACUUCACAAGAUAAUUCAAAGGCAAAAUUACAACAGAACUUAUAGAAAUCUGACCAUGACACAAUUGGUUGUGCUGUACAUGUCUAGGAGAUUAUCUACAAUGUUAAGUAAUGACAAGAAUCACAAUGUUGCAAACACAUUGAAAAUUAUGCUUUAAAAAAAUAACCAAAUCAUGUGUAGUUCAAUGACAUUAUCAUCAGUAACAAAAAGUUUUGGGCUUAAUAUAAUUUAGAAUUGUAGUGGCAGUGGCUUCUUCUAACUUUAAUAUCUUGUAGUACAGGGUAUUUAACUCUGGACACAUGCAGUAUCUCUCCAAGCUACAUUUCAAUGGAGUGUCUACAGUGAAACCUCUAUUUAACUGACUAUAUGUAGAGGAAUCUUCGUUAUAUCAAUUGAAUUGAAUUAAAACAGUUAGAUGUGAAACUUCUCAUCUAAAGGCAUAUAUGACAAGAGAAGUCCGUUAUAUGGAGGUUUCAUUGUAUUCUCCAGUAAAAUAUGAAAAUGAUAACUGGUUCUUUUUUGUUACUUUUUUAUGAAGGUAAAAUCAUAGUUUCCAUAUCUGACAUUAAUAUUUCUUAAAAACAAUAUUUGACAGCAGAGGAAUAAUGUGAAGAGAAAUGCAAUAUAAAGUAUUUAUGGAUUCCUCAAUUAGUGUUAUAAAGAUCAGCCAUUAAUUUAUCAAAAUCUGUUAAUAAUUCUUCAAAAGCAUUAUUUUAGCAGCAGAAGCAAGAUAAUUUAUCUAUGUCCAAAAUGUAAGUCUUUAUUUAUGCAUUAUGAUAAAUAACACUUCUGAAACAUUGCUUGACAUUAUAAUAUCCACAAUGUAUCCAAAUAUAAUGGUGAAAACAAAGUAAAAAUUAGGACAAAGAGAUGAUAGUGUCACAGCACAGGUGGCGGCUACCAGCUGAGUGAGUCAUUGUUUAUGGGCGAGGUCGUCAUUAUGUGGCAACAGUUAUUAGUUUAUUAGUACAGUACAGUAUUCGUGAUUCAUUUGACUGUGGUUGAACAGCACGUCCAAAGGGUUAAUAGCUUUAUAUUCCCCUGUACUGCCUAUGAAAAUGUAUGGUAAUUUUUCAGUUUGACCAUAAAGUUGGAUGUCUUGGGAUAGUGUUCAUAUUUGAUAGACACAGAGAAACUUUAUGAUAUACAGGGUAUUAUAAUAAUAUACAGUAUAUUAUUUACACUUAUAAGUUUGUUUAUAAAAUACUGUAUACAAUAAUGGUUUUACAUGGGGAUGACUAAAUCAUGAAUGUACUGUAGUCUGUUAGUAAAGUAAGUAUUUUCAUGAAUUGUUUUGGGUAAUGUAAUUUGUGGAUUGACAUGAGGAAGUAUGUACUGUACUGUAUAGUACAAAUACUCUUUGAUGACUUGAUUUUAUUUUAGCCUCUAGCUUGUAUCUGUACGUGUAGAAGAGUACCAAGGUAUCUUAGUAUGAACACCUUGAGGUACAUAGUAUUCAAAAUUAAAAUUUCAUUUUUUUUCCUUCAUAUUGUCUUGGCCUUUCUGCUGCUUUGUAAACACAUCUUACCCUUUUCUCACUAUUACUACCCCCUUUGAGGCUUUCAGAGCCCUUGAUCCAAUCUGGGUCUUGUGCUCUUAAAAUUAUUCUUAUCUAGUAUAGGUAAAGUACAUUGAAGUGUCAGACUGUUCUAAUUCAAGGAUGAUGUAGAGACUUUGGUUGAGGAGGAUUUCGAGCAUGUUCACCUGGAAGCAGUGUUUUCCUUACCUUUGGCAUCUUUUAGUUGGAUGUCAGACCUUUAAAGUGUAAGGAAAAGUAAGGAGUUUCCUUUUCUUGGUACAAUUCAAGUUUUACUGACACACCUGAAACACUAAAUAUAUUAUCGACAUUCUAUGACCAUUUAUUGUAGGAGGAGGAGGUGGCUUUGUUGCCCUGAUAGUCAUUCAUUCCCCAGAGGAAACCUGAGUUAGUUUUGUUGCAACUCCAAUAUGUCCUUUAUAAUUCUUUCUUAGAAGGUAUAUUUACCUGGGAGAUAGUACAGUAUACACAUAAUUAGAGAACCUUGUAACAUAAGGUUGGAAGUACUGGCUGUGUGUAGUGUAGUGCUAGUGAAUUGUUACUGAUUUGAUUAGUAUGAUAGUAAAUGAGGCUUUGUGAAUUCUGCUUAUGAUUAGGUAAUGGAAAGUAAAAAGAAAAUGCAUCCGUGAAAUAUCUUGAGGAAUUUGAUAUAUUUCAUGUUUUAUAAUAUAUAUUGGCGAGUCUGCACUAUAUGAUUGAGGCAAGUCUAAUGUUUAUGUGUUUUUUAAAUAAUUCUAUUAGAUUUCAUUGCUGCCAGUGAUGUAAGAAAAUGAAGGUGACACUAAUACAAUACUGUAUAGUUAUCUCUGAAAAAUAUACCAAUACAGAUACAGUAUGUCAUUCCGUAUAGUAUGUCAUAUUGUCACUAUAUUGCUUUUAAAAAUAAGGAAGGACCAAAUUUUUUUGAUAUAGUAGCUAAUAUGUUAAUGUCUUUCAUCCAAGCUGUUUUCUUAACAUUUUGUUUGUUUCACCUAAGCAGAUUUCUUAGUUUUAUGACUAUUGUGCCUUGAUUCAACAGAAACUUAGCUCAAGAUUAAUUCUGAUGCUUGCUAAUCAAGUGGUAAUGAUAAAAGUUUAAUGUACAUAUUGAAUUAUAGAUGGUAACAGACCUUGUCUUAGGUUGCCUUUGAUGUGAUGGAGGAUACCAAAGCUUACAGCUCAAAUUCAGUAAUUAUCUCUAAAUUGGUGGGAUUAAUAGUGAUUCUGUGAUGUAACAGGGUUGAUAGGCCUUUUAUGUAUAAAUAUAAAAGUUUUAUUUUCUAGAGUGAUAAUGCCGUAUUUAUAAAUAUUUUGUUUAUACUCUUCGCUAAUUGUGUUUAGGAUACUUUGCAUAAGAACAUCACGUCCCACUAACUUGCCCAGAUCGUUCAUCUUGCUGGUCAUGUCCUCCUGCUAGAGAAUUGAGGUAUCUGGGCAAGUUAUGAAUUAGCUUUUAGGUAUUGUAUUCCAAAUCAGAUUAUAGAAACUAACACACACAAUGGAUUUAUAUUUGAUGUUUUAAUUGAACAAUAUAUUUACAGAGUCAGAUUAAACAGUAUGUGGACAAAGAAAGUUCUUGAAUGCUCUAAAUGUCAUACAAUAUGCAAAAAAGUGGGAAAUCUGAAUAUUGCUCUCUGAGGAAGUCUUAUUGCAAAUUAAAUUACUUCUUACACCUGUAAAUACUAUAAAGACAAGCAACAUAUAAUAUUACAAAAUAUUGAGUCACUUUACAACCAGGCAUACCAACAAUUCUGAGAUGACAAAGACCCAUAUUGCUUAUUCUGAAAUCUGUCGUGACUAGCUGUUCCAUAACUCUUUUUGCCGACUGUGCAAUAUUGAAUUAAGGGUUGUCUUUUACAUGUAUAUUUAAUGUCAAACAAUAUUUAUUCAGUACAGUAUAGGAAAUUCUUUAUAUACUAGUGUUGUUACAUGUAGUGCCAUUGAUGAUAUAUACAGUAUUUAUUUAGUCAUACAUUUCUCAACAUUCCCCUUUUUUCUGUUUUAUUCCUUACAGUUUGUUUUUUCAUUGAGAGGUUGUUUAAAAUGUUUGUUUACAUUUAGAACCUGUUGUACUGUAUUAAGGAGUUGAUAGAUGUGUUGGUGGUUUAGCAGUGUUUUGAUGUACAGUAUUGUAUAGCACUGAUAGAUAAUGUACUGUACUAGAAAUGUAGAGAGAGGUUGGUGGUACAGUAUCAAGAUGUGAGCACUGGUGUGUAAGAAUAGGAAAUCUGGUGGAACAUUAAUGUAGUGGUAGAAUGUAAGCCAUUUAGUUGGAUAUUUUUACUUACUGUUGAAUGCUUGUAGAAAGUGCAUCAAUGAACUGAAUUGCCAGUACUGUACAGUAGUUAAGGUGGACUUUUAAGUUGCCUAUUUUUGUGUGAUAGUAGAUUAUGGGUUCAAUAGUGGUAUUGGUUAUUGUGUAGGAAAUUAAAAUGGACUUUUGACUCAGUGGGUCAAACAGUGAUACCAUGGUAAAGUGGACAGUAAAGUGUAAGCAUAUUAAAUUAAUUUUUGAAGAUGUAAAUACUGUAGUUGAAAGUUGAAUCAGGGAAACCCUACCUAUUGAAGAUGAGAUUGAUUAAAACUGUAUUUUUAUACUUGCAUGGAAGCUGUUAUUGUAAAUGGCUGGGGAAUUUUCUUUUUGUAAGUGGUAACUCCAAGUGUAUAUUACCUUAUUGUUAGAAUGAUUAAUUCCUGAUCAUAUGGUAUGUAUUACAGUAUCUCGUUGUAGUGGACCAAACUGAGAAUCCUCCUAAGGCUUUCUUUUGCUUUAAUUGGUAACUAUUAUAAGAUAAAUAAUGUACCAGGAGUACUGUGCAGCUAAACUAAAUUUAUGUCAUAGAAAAAGUGCUGUGAAGUGAAUGGCAGCAUAGGUACAGAAGCAAAUAUUGGCUGUGAAGAGUGAGACUUGGACACUGAAAUCCUGAAAUUCUGAAAUUUUAUUGUUUGUUAUUACAGUAUACUGUAACUCUCAUUAUACAUCUAUUGCUCUAUACACUACUAAGUUUUACUGGAACUUCUCUCCAAUUGUUUAUGGGAAAGUAAGGAUUUUGGUCAUCCUAUGUACAUAAUGGGAGGGUGCAUCAUUAACAUAUUAUACUGUAUAUGGGAAUUAGUGUACUACUUUGACUUAAGUUAUCCCAUGUUGGGUGAUACCAUUAGUGAAUCUAUUGAAAAUUCCUUUUAUAAUUGCAUGGUGAUAUAUUUCUAGUAUUUUGGUUAGAGUUCUCCAGAGAUUACACAUUCCAAGUUUAAUUUUCCAUUUUACGGUAGCGGUCGUUUGUUUAUGGUGUAAACAAUUUGGGUUAGCACAAACUUUUAAAAUUAUAUGUAAAUAUGAGUAUAUUACAGUUGUGGAUAUAUAUUCAUCUUGUAUACUGUAUAUGUAGUUGGUCAUCCAGUAGUUUUGGCCAUUAUAGAUGAAUGUUCUAUUUUAUAUUUAUGAUUAUGCCUUAUCAGGUGCUUAUAGUAUUCAGGUUGUGCCUGUAUCAGUUUAGACAGUGAUUAUAGCUAUCCCUUUUAUUAUGAGUUUAGAUUUAAAUUCACACACACACACACACACACACACACCCACCCACCCACACACUGUUGUACUCUAGAUUUAUUACUUUUUUAUCAUAUGUUUUGUAUAUCAACACAAGUUUUCUUAUAUAAUUGGUUACAGUGAUAUUAUAAUCUCUACAAUUCAUAACUCCAUAAUUUGUAAUAAUUAUUAAAGUAUUUUUGGAAAUUCCAAA